This is a messenger RNA of Stylophora pistillata, 845 nucleotides long. RefSeq lists its product as uncharacterized. NCBI's taxonomy places the organism in Eukaryota, Metazoa, Cnidaria, Anthozoa, Scleractinia, Pocilloporidae. Gene Ontology annotation, molecular function: calcium ion binding. The record is from RefSeq and is a predicted model, not a curated record.
GCGGUGAAAAAAGGAAUAACAUCUUUCUUUAUUCUAUGACGUCUGUAAUUAUAGUUCACAUUCGAGUUUUGUUCACGAACACAGGUGGCCUUGGUGCAUCUCAUAUUCUUGGAGGCCUGGACCGCAACAAAUAUUUGGGAAAGCUGAUUUCAUAUUUAGACCCAGUUCUUCCUAGUACAUCCCGCACUGACUUUUUGAGGUGUUGGCACGCAAAGACUGACGGCUGGGCGACAUCGACAUUCCACACCAACUGCGAUGGGAGGGGGCCCACAGUGACAAUCAUCAAAGUGAACAACUACAUCUUUGGUGGAUAUACUGAUGUGUCCUGGGGUGGAGCUGGUUCUUGCGCACGUUAUUCUUCCUCCAGUAAGGCGUUUACCUUCUCUCUCUAUAAUGUCAGAGGAUACAAUGCUGUGAAGUUGACGCAAUACCGAAACCAGCAAUAUGCGAUGUACAGAUGUUCCUCCUAUGGACCCACUUUUGGUGGUGGUUGUGGUCACGACAUCUUCAUAUCCAACAACGCUGGAAACAACCAAAACUCUCACACUAGAUGCGGUUGCACGUACACGACGCCUUCAGGGUACUCAACUGGAAACUGUGGUUUUUUUACAGGGGGGUCUAAUUUUUCUCCAACGGACAUAGAAGUAUUCUAUGAAACAGGUCUCGGUUUGUCUGACAUACUUCGAAGCCUUGAUUACAACAAGUACUUGAAGAUGCUGUUUUCGUAUUUGGACCCAGUCCUUAUCAGUAAAGAGCGUAGCAGGUUUGUAAGGUGUUGGCACGCAAAGACUGACGGCUGGGCAGCAUCGACAUUCCACAGUAACUGUGAUGGGAGGGGACCCACA